Messenger RNA from Phoenix dactylifera (date palm), 1874 nucleotides. The record is from RefSeq and is a predicted model, not a curated record. Lineage: Eukaryota; Viridiplantae; Streptophyta; Magnoliopsida; Arecales; Arecaceae.
UAGCGUAGAUCCCUACAAUAAAUAAAGUACAUUCUCCACCUCCCACCUCAAAACCCUAACCCUAUCACCCUAAUAUCCUCUUAAAUCCAUGUCCUCCCGGAACCAGAACAGGCCCCCUCCCACCCCGGUCUUCGACCCCACUCCAAGCCCCUCAAAUGUAAGAAGAUGGAGAAUUUAGAUGAGGCGCCUGUGGACAAGCGAAGGAAGAUUGGAGCAGGGGCGGCCCAAGCCUUAGGCCGCCUAAGGCCCCAGCUCGAAGGAAGAUUGGAAGAUUGGAGCAGGGGCGUCUCCUCAGUCCUCCGCCUCCCUGCCCCGCCUCCCCGGCAUCCCGCGAGGCCGCGACCUCCUCGCCUCCCUCCCGGCUGCCUGCAAGUCUUCUCCGCGCCAGCGAGCCGGUGAGGUCGUCUCCUCUGCCUCCCCGGCAUCCCGCGACCUCCUCGGCUCCUCGCCUCCCUCCCGGCUCCCGUCCGGCCGUCCCCUGACUCACGUCUGUGAGACUGCGACGGUGCAACCCCAUCUUCUUCACGUCAGGUCGUCAACCCGCUGCACUUGAGUUGUAACUUGUAAGUCUUUCUCUGACUUAAAGACGUUUGAUGAAAUGCCUAAACCAGUAAACCAUAUGUUAUUUCUUUCUGUUUUUUAGGCAAAGGAUGGGAAAGUCCAUUGGAUUCAUUGCAUUUAUGAUUUAUAUAAGAAUAUGAGAUGAAGAAUGAUAGAAAAGGAAAGAAAAACAAAGUUAAAAUCAAAGCUGUUGAUGUCUAAGCAUGAUGGUUUAAUUUCUUGUUUUGCUUGGAGAACUUCAAAGCUGCAUUUUGGUUGCACAACAUUUUGAGGUUCAGGAUGGUAGAUGUCAACCCAAGCACAACCAAGAUCAUGAGGUUGGGCUCCACAUAAUUAACAGUUUACCUUGCAUCAUAAUGUGGUAAAUGGUAAUGUAGGUAUACCAUAUAGAUCAGUUCACAUGGGGGUCUGGAAACCAGUAGUUAGGUGAAUCACACGGUGUUGUCACAUGUGGCCUUUGGUAUCAUGGUUUAUUCAUGCAAGAUUCUUUCUUGGGAUUACUUUGUUCACAUCUAGGGAGGAUGUGGAGAGGCUUUUGGGUGAGAAGAUGAAGGGGAAGAACCAGAAUGAUUACAAGGGAAAGAGCGAGCAGAUGAUAAAAUACAUAAAGAAACUAAGGACUUGUAUCAGAUGGUUCAUGGAGCUUGAAGAUGGGUAUUUGGCUGAUCAGGAGAAACUCAGAAGUAUGUUGGAUUCUAAAGAGAAAAGGCAUGCAGAGAUUGAGGCUCAGAUGAGGGCCAAGGUUGAAGAAUUAAAUGCAAUUAUCCAGGACCUUCAGAGGCAGCAUGCAUCUUUGCUGGAAAGCUUCAGAAAGGAGGAAGCUGACAAAUUGAUAGAUCUUUUGAAAAUUUCUAGUUCUUCUGUUAAUUGUUUGGCAUGUUUCUGAUGGCAGAUUUGAAAAAUGACAGGCCUUCAUUAAAUCUUAUGAGAUGGAAAGAGAGGCAAGGAUUGCAGUUGAAAAUUUGCGGGCAAAAUUAUCCGAAGAGCUAGAAAAGGUUUCUUGAUUAUGAGGUCAGUCACAAAACUAUUGCAAUCAUGCACCAAUUUUUCAAUGGUCCUUGGUUGUCAUGGAGGGAGGUCUCUGCGCAUGCUAAAGUUGGAAUGCUUCAUUAUGAUUGCUUUUGCCUUAGAUGAUAGGUCUUUGCAUUCCUAGGAGGAAUGAAAUCUCUGUUGAUCUCUAUGACAUGCUUUUGGAUUUUGAUUUUGAUGGAUUUAGGACAUGUUGAUGUCUAUUUUGAAUGAUGUGUUAAAUGACUUUUGCGUAAUGUUGAAUGCCUUUGCUAUUAAUGAUAUUAUUAUUAUUAUUAUUAUUA